Messenger RNA from Chlorella variabilis, 1461 nucleotides. RefSeq lists its product as hypothetical. Lineage: Eukaryota; Viridiplantae; Chlorophyta; Trebouxiophyceae; Chlorellales; Chlorellaceae. The record is from RefSeq and is a predicted model, not a curated record. Bases 1 to 1461 code for a protein of 486 amino acids. The transcript has 2 exons.
AUGGAGCCCAUCAACAUCAACGCCGAGGCCCUGCGAGUGCUGUCAGCGCCCUCCCACGACGCUUGGGCUCAACUGGGCUUGGCCCGCGACGCCUCUCGUGCCGAGGUGAAAGCGCGUUACAAGCGGCUGUGUCAACUGCACCCGGACAAGAACCUGGGAAAUGACUUGGCGGCGCGAGCCUUUGCCUUGGUUAUCGCGGCGUUCACCGCCUGCUCCGCCAGCCCGCUGCACAGCAGCCAGCCAGAGGCUCAGCCACAUGCCAACCGAUGGCAGGCGUUUACCGGAGUGUCCCUGCUGCAGCAGCAGCAGCAGCAGCAGCAGCAGCAGGAUGAGGCACCCGCGGUGUUCCAAAAUGCCAAUGGCGGCAGCUCUCAAACUGAGAACCGCACGCCCCCGACCGAGCGUGCAGCAGCUGCGGGAGGAGGGGGCACUUGGCAGGCCUCCAAGUGGGGCACGUAUGGUGGCAGCAGCCUGCUGAGGGCGCAGCCGGUGGCUGCCGCGGCUGCUCCUACAGCAGUGUUAGCGCCAGAACAGGCCAGCACCCACAAGCAGGACCGACACUGGCAGCCGGCACCCGCGCCGAAGGUGGAGCGGCGCGCCAAUGGCUCGUCACCGACCUGUGACAGUGCAAGCGGCAGCAGCGAUGAGGAUGAUGGCGCUUUGGCGACAAUUAUGAAGCCAUCAGCCGCGGGCCUGCAGCCUGCUGCAUUCUACGGCAGCAGCGGCAAGCGUGGCACACCCCAGGCGCCGCCAGCAGCUGCAGCAUCACUAUAUGGCUUGUUUGGUGGGCGGCGCAGCAGCGGUGGCCAGGCGGCCAGCUGGCUGGGCGCUCGCCACUCCGAGCACCACAGCCAGCCGCUGGUGCCGGGGCCAGCGGCGGCGACGCAGCAGUACACUGCACCGCAGGCUGGCAAUAGAUGGGCCGGAAAAGGCAAGCUGCUGGCAGAGCUGCUGAGGCAGCCCUCCUUGAUGGCGGCGCCGGCACCAGCCGGUGCUGUGGGCGGCGGCCCGCCUGCGCGGGAGCAGCCGCAACAGGGCAGCGGAGCCGGGGAUGGGAGGCGCAAGCGGCAGCUCAAGGAGGGGGUGGUGCUGAGCACGAGCACCUCUGCCAGCAGCAGCGACGAAGAAGAGGAGACCAGUGCCAGCAGCGGCGAUGAGCUGCCUGAAGGCGAGGCAGGCAACGGGCCGCAGCGAGCAGCGGCGCCACCUAGGGCCAGGGAGCGGCUGGCAGCCGCGCUGUUCCGUCAGGAAGCAGCGGCUCGGCUGGCAGCACAGGCCGCCGGCAGCAACAUUAUCCAGCGGGGCAAGGCCAAGGCGCUGAAGCGAUACCGCACAAAGCGGCAGAAGGGCGGAGGCGGCUUGGGCGGCAAUGGCAAAGUGUCGUCUGGAAGGCAGCAGCAGUCAAAGCUAACCUUGACGGUGGUCAAACCAGCUGCUGCGUCUGCGACACAGCGUGCUUGA